AUGUCUCUGCUGAGUAGGUUUUUCCACAGAAGGCCCCCUGAUGGCUUGCUUGAAUUUGUUGAUAGAGUAUAUGUUUUUGAUUCAUGUUUUUCUACGGAAGUGUUGCCUGAGGGUAUGUACCAUCUGUACUUGCAUGAAAUUGUGACAGAACUACAUGAGGCAUUUCCCGAAUCUUCAUUUCUGGCCUUCAACUUCCGAGAAGGGGAAAAAAAGAGCCAAUUUGCAGAAAUUUUGUGCGAAUAUGAUGUUACUGUUAUGGAUUAUCCGAGGCAGUAUGAGGGUUGUCCCCUUUUACCAUUGUCUAUCAUUCAUCAUUUUCUACGGGUUUGUGAUCACUGGCUUUUGACUGGGAACAAGCAGAAUGUUAUCUUGCUUCAUUGUGAGAGAGGAGGUUGGCCACUUCUGGCAUUUAUUUUAGCUAGCUUUUUAGUUUUCAGAAAAUUGCAUAGUGGUGAGAGGAAGUCCCUUGAAAUGGUUUAUCGAGAGGCUCCGAAAGGUUUGUUACAAUUGUUGUCACCUUUAAACCCUUUUCCAUCACAGCUUCGUUAUCUGCAAUAUCUAUCAAGACAAAAUAUUUCACCAGAAUGGCCGCCACCUGAAAGAGCACUUUCUUUGGAUUGUCUAAUUCUCCGGUCCAUCCCAAAGUUUGAUAAUCAGAAAGGCUGCCGCCCAAUCAUUCGUAUUUUUGGCAGAAAUCUUUUGAGUAAGGAUGGUCUUUCGACCCAAAUGAUUUAUUCCACUAACAAGAAAAAGAAGAGCCUUCGACAUUAUUGUCAGAAAGACAGUGAUGUCAUUAAGCUUGACAUUCAGUGCUUGGUGCAAGGAGAUGUAGUAUUGGAAUGCAUUCAUUUAGAUUUGGAGCCCCAGAGAGAAGUUAUGAUGUUCCGAAUAAUGUUCAAUACAGCUUUUAUACGAUCAAACAUCUUAAUGCUCAAUUGUGAUAACUUGGAUAUUCUUUGGGAUUCAAAGUCUUGGUAUCCAAAAGGUUUUCGAGCAGAGGUGCUAUUUGGUGAUGUUGACAGCAUCUCUCAUUCAAAAGCUCCAACUACUGUUUUAGAUGGUGAAGAGGCCGGUGGGCUGCCUAUUGAAGCUUUUUCCAGAGUUCAAGAACUCUUCAGUGGUGUGGAUUGGGUAGAUAAUGGUGAUGAUGCUGCUUUAUGGUUGCUGAAGCAGUUAUCUGUACUGAAUGACGUGAAAGAUCUCUCUUUAUUGCGAAGCAGAAGAAGUGGAUAUUCAUCUCCAUUUGACUCUGAAGAAGAAAAUAAUGCAUCCAGCAUUGCUGAUAGUCUGGACUUUCUGGACACUGAGAAGGCUAGUGAUCAAGUAUACAGUAGUAAGACAGAGAUGAAUUUCUUGGAUGAUUCUUUGUCACAAAAUUAUGCUUCAGAUGAUGGCUGUGAAAAUCCAGCUUUGUCAUCCAUCUCAGGAACAGUUGUGAGGGAAAGCUUGGCUAAUCAACCUCCAGAAUUGCUUCACACAUUGUCUCCUUCCUCUGUUUCAAAUAGUGAAGAUCAUCUGUCACCGGUCUCACCGCCAUCUUUAUCUCCAUUGCCUCAUUUUGAUUCUUUAACUGAUGCAAAAGUGCCUAAGCUGUCUGUUCCUCUGCCUCCCCCUCCACCUCCGCCUCCACCUCCUUUUAAUUCUGGUAAAGUAACUUCUUCUCAAGCUUCACUCUCUAUGACUUUCAUCAAAGGGACACUGACUUCACCCCCACCCCCACCCCCACCCCCACCCCCACCACUUCCUCCUAGUAGCUCAAUUAGGGGUCCUCCGACUCCACCACCCCCACCCCCACCCCCACCACUUCCUCCUAGUAGCUCAAUUAGGGGUCCUCUGACUCCACCACCCCCACCCCCACCCCCACCCCCACCUAUGAGUACAAAUAGUGGAACUCCACUGACUCCACUUCCACCUCCUUGUAUCAGUUCCAGUAAUGCACCGCCACCACCACCCCCGCCACCCCCACCACCGCAAUCCCCUCCUUUUCCAAAUAAGACUCCUGCUGCACCUCCACCCCCUCCCCCUCCACCUCCCCCUCUGCCAACCUCUUCCAAAACAGUUUCAUCUUCUCCAUCACCACCACCACCACCACCACCACCACCACCACCACCUCUUUCUGUUUCUUCUACAGCAAGUCGAUUGGCAUCACAUGCACCUGUACCACCUGCACCUCCUCCACCUCCUCCACCUCCUCCACCUCCACCACUGGCUAAGCAGUCCCUUGGACAUGCAAAUAAGCCUCCAGUCCCAUCACCACCACCGCCGCCACCACCGCCACCUCCAUCGCCACCGCUUUCUGCUUCUUCUGCAGCAAGUCAAUCAGCUUCACCUGCGCCUCCACCUCCACCACCACCCCCACCACUUGGUACGCCGGCCAUUCGUCUUGCAAACAAGCCUCCAGCACCACCUCCUCCACCUCCAUCAGGUGGUACUAGGAAUCCUCCAGUGCCUUCAGCUCCUCCACAACCUCCAAAGCCUCCUGGUGCUCCCCCACCACCUUUGGGCCGUGGAAAUGCACCAGCUCCACCUCCUCCGCCUGGUGGAAAAAGCUCCACUGCACCUCCGCCUCCACCUCCGUCUUCUGGAAGAGGAAGAGCUGUUUUAGGAGCAUCUGGUCCUGGAAGAGGUCGGGUUUCUACUGGUUCCUCGAUUCCCCCCAAGAAAGCUUCACUGAAGCCUUUACACUGGGUCAAAGUAACACGGGCAAUGCAAGGGAGUUUAUGGGCUGAUUCUCAAAAGCAGGAAAAUCAGUCGAGGGCGCCUGAAAUUGAUAUAACAGAACUUGAAAGUCUGUUCUCUGUGGCUUCUGCUUCGGAUGGUAACACUAAGGGUGGAGGUCGACGUGGCUCUAAAAUCAACAAACCAGAGAAAGUGCAAUUGGUUGAUUUGCGCAGAGCUUACAAUUGUGAAAUUAUGCUUACAAAAGUAAAGAUUCCAUUGCCUGAGAUGAUCAAUGCCAUCCUUGCUUUGGACUCCUCAGCCUUGGACAUUGAUCAAGUAGAGAAUCUGAUAAAAUUCUGUCCAACAAAAGAAGAGAUGGAAACUCUAAAGAACUAUAAUGGUGACAAGGAACAGCUUGGCAAGUGUGAACAGUUUUUCUUGGAGCUCAUGAAGGUCCCACGAGUGGAAUCAAAGUUAAGGGUGUUUGCAUUCACCAUUACUUUUGCUAGUCAGGUGAAGGACUUAAGAUCUGAUUUGAAUACAAUCAAUGAUGCGAGUAAAGAGGUGAAAGAAUCUGUCAAAUUACGUCAAAUAAUGCAAACUAUUCUCACUUUGGGAAAUGCACUGAAUCAAGGGACUGCAAGAGGAUCUGCUGUUGGAUUUAAAUUGGAUAGUCUUCUGAAGUUGUCUGAUACUCGUGCGAUCAACAACAAAAUGACUCUGAUGCAUUAUCUCUGCAAGCUCCUUGCGGAGAAAAUGCCAGAACUGUUGGAUUUUGAUAAGGACCUUGUUCAUUUGGAUGCCGCCUCUAAGAUCCAACUGAAGUCUGUGGCUGAAGAAAUGCAAGCAGUGAGCAAAGGUCUUGAAAAAGUUGAACAAGAACUAACUGCUUCACAGAAUGAUGGUGAAAUAUCCUCUGGCUUUCAGAAGGUCUUGAAGAGUUUCCUUCAUACUGCUGAGGCCGAAGUUAGGUCGCUCAUCACAUUGUACUCAGAAGUGGUCAGCGUUUGUCAUUCGUACAAUUAAGUGCAAUACCUUAUUGACUGUAGCUUAAGCCUGAUUUGUUCUAAUAGAAUUAUUUUUGCAGGGAAGAAAUGCAGAUUCUUUGUCUCAAUAUUUCGGAGAGGAUCCAGCUCGAUGUCCCUUUGAACAAGUUACACAAAUUCUGGCAGUGUUUACAAAGAUGUUUAACAAGGCCCGUGAUGAGAAUCAACAGCAAGCAGAAGCUGAGAAGAAGAAAUUGGAGAAGGAAGCAUUAAAGGAACAAGCAGCUAAUUCUUCAGCGAAAAAAUAAAGCAUUUGAUUCAGUUAGAACUAAAGUCACUUCCAGGAAUCAAAGUCUUGCUUCUUAGCCGCACUUGCAAAAAUUCGUGCCAAGUCAACCACACCCUGCUUUGCAGAGUAGCGCGGAUCAGCAAAAGAUAAAUAUCUUCUUUCCAGUUUCCACUGCUUCAAGUAUUCAUGAAGACUGCAUGUUCAUUCACAUUUCACAUCAUUGAAGCACUUUCACCUAUUGCUGAGAUGGCAAAUUCACCUAGCUUGUCGUCAAGUUACCAAGCCUCUUCGGUCCCUCCCCCGGUUUAUUUUUGUUUUCUCAGGUGUACAUAUAAUGGCUUCUUUUGAUCUUAUCUUCUAGACAAACAGGCCAUUUUUUUUUUUUUUGAUGUGGAGAGCUCUGCUACAUUAUGGCACAGAGAUGCAGAGGAUCCUCCAAGAUCAGGUAUACUGCAUAGAUUAUGCUGUAAAAUUAUUACUGAAAAAAAAGAGAAGAUACACUGAAUAGGAACAAGGAACAUCAUCCUCCAUUUUUGUACCAUAAUUCUUUGAUUGAUGAACUCAAUUCUGUCAGCUCCCAAUUGUCUCAGUUAGAAAAUUUUGGAGAUACAUUUCACAUCAGUCAAAAGUGAGGUCCUAACUCCUCAGUGAUUGUUUUCUUAUGGUUUAUGCGG
Messenger RNA from Oldenlandia corymbosa var. corymbosa, 4610 nucleotides. Lineage: Eukaryota; Viridiplantae; Streptophyta; Magnoliopsida; Gentianales; Rubiaceae. The record is from the annotation of a GenBank genome assembly.